Aspergillus homomorphus CBS 101889 is the source of this 438-nucleotide messenger RNA. RefSeq lists its product as uncharacterized. The transcript has 4 exons. Lineage: Eukaryota; Fungi; Ascomycota; Eurotiomycetes; Eurotiales; Aspergillaceae. The record is from RefSeq and is a predicted model, not a curated record. Bases 1 to 438 code for a protein of 145 amino acids.
AUGGCCUUGAGUUUCCGGUACAUGCCUGACGUGAGCAAUCUUUAUGGCAAUCCUGCCAAGGCGUCGGACCAUUCUGUGGGCUACAUUCGCCAAAAUAUCAUGAGCCAUACCAUGGUAGCCAUGGAAAUCCAAACUGGCCAGGCACUUCUCAUGCUGAAUUUUUAUCUCCAUUCCUCUGACGAUGGUCAUCUGGCCAAGUUAGUCCGCACGGUAGCCUUCGCCGAGCAGCUGUGUCGUCCGUACGAGGAGAAGUCGAAGAAGACGCUCCCUGUCACUGGCGAUAUGUGGCCCAACAUUGGCAAUAUAGCCGUGGACUCCAUAGGCGUGAUCUUCCAGGAUUUGUGGGUGCGUGGAGCUGGAUUUUUUGGAAUCGUAGGAGAAGUUUGGUCCUCAGACAUAGGCACUUCUCUUGUACAUUUUGUUGGGUUUGACCAUUAG